Polyodon spathula (Mississippi paddlefish) is the source of this 1340-nucleotide messenger RNA. Its product is annotated as putative ferric-chelate reductase 1. Bases 105 to 692 code for a protein of 195 amino acids. Lineage: Eukaryota; Metazoa; Chordata; Actinopteri; Acipenseriformes; Polyodontidae. Gene Ontology annotation, molecular function: oxidoreductase activity, acting on metal ions. The transcript is spliced from 6 exons. The record is from RefSeq and is a predicted model, not a curated record.
GGUUCAAAGUAAUAAAAGGGACACAGAGACAAAGCUUUUUUUUUAUCUCAUUGCUACAACCUGCAGCUGUUGUAAGAUAAUCAAUCUCUGUCACCCUGAGAAAGAUGGAAAAACUGAGCUUUUUUCUCUUUCUUCUUAUUGGUGGGAAUUUCCUACUGGUUGUUACUUGUUAUCCAAAUGGCCAAGUUACUGCCGUGUGUAGUACCAUGAUACCAACCCAUGGUGUCAGUGCCCAGAGUAUACUUGCUCCCUAUAACAUCACAGCAAGUAAAGACACAUACAACCCUGGAGAUCAAAUAACAGUGAUUCUCCAAGGAAGCGAUCUUUUUGAAGGGUUCUUUUUGCAAGCUCGAAAGACUGGAGAAACGUCUGCUUUCGGUACUUUCACUGUAACAGAUAUUGCAAACUCUCAAGGUCUAGACUGCAACGGACCUAAUUCUGCUGUAAGUCACACAUCCAAUACAGGCCUAACAAAGAUCCAAGCCACCUGGGUGGCGCCAAAUUCUAGCCCUGGAAACCUUGAAUUCAGAGCCACCAUUGUUAAAUCAAAGCUUAUAUUUUGGGUUCAAGUUAAAAGUUCACAAGUGACUUUCAAUAGUACUGCAACUGGAAGUUCAUCCUCAUCAUUGAAUCCAAAUAUUCAUCUUCCACUGAUUCUGUUUGUUAGCGGCAUCCUGAUGUGUUACAGUUAGACGGGUCUGAAAGCAGCUGGAAUAAACGUGUGUUCAUCUUUAAAAACCGGACCUUGACAAACUCUGUUAAUUCCUUAUCAGUGUAACUACAGUAAUCUCAGUGAAUAUUAUAUCUGAAGAUAGUCUUCAUUUAACAUGUAGGCGUGAUAGGGGCUGGUUGUAAUUAGGAGACAUUGAAACACAGCUGAUAACUUUAUGGUUUGAGUUGCCAAAACUGAAAACCACUGGUAAAUUCAAAAUAUCAAUAUCAUGAAACUUUCUCAGACUGCUGUUGGUUUCUUUAAGUCAAGAAAGUUAAUGUAUGCCAUUUUUGAUUUACCAAAAUAAUAAUAAUAAUAAUAAUAAUAAUAAUAAAUAAUAAUAAUAAAUAAUAAUAAUAAAAAAAAACAUAUUUUAAAUAACUCGCAAAUUUAAAGCUUGGAAAGACUUCCCAUAUGGGUAUUUGUGAUCUAAUUGUCUACAAAUUAUGUGUAAAUGACCAAUGUUGUUCUUGUUAAAUGAAUCAAAGUUUAUAUGGUGCCGCUGUGUACUAGUUUCUCCAGAUUGCUCUGAGGAAGACGCUAUUAGCGUCGAAACGUUAGCACUUCUGUGUGAACUAUAAUAACUGUAUCACGUACAUGGAUUAAUUAAAGUUACACUGAGAAACUA